This is a messenger RNA of Suillus discolor, 1554 nucleotides long. RefSeq names its product WD40-repeat-containing domain protein. The transcript is spliced from 7 exons. The record is from RefSeq and is a predicted model, not a curated record. Gene Ontology annotation, molecular function: protein binding. The coding region runs from base 1 to 1554 and encodes 517 amino acids. NCBI's taxonomy places the organism in Eukaryota, Fungi, Basidiomycota, Agaricomycetes, Boletales, Suillaceae.
AUGGCUUCCACGUCGACGAAGGCCACCAACACAAAACCGACUCUGACACCAUCAAUGACUUUGAAGGGUCACGACAAAUGGAUUCGAUGCAUAUCAUACUUUCCAGACGGCCAGCGAAUGAUCAGCGGAUCUCCGGACAAGACAGCUCGGCAAUGGGAUCUGAAGUUGGGCACGGAGAUUGAGGAAGCGCGGGAUGUUAGCAAGAAGGAGGUGUAUGCGGUAUCGGUAUCAAGGGAUGGUCGAUGGGUUGUUACUGGCGAUGGAGAUGGAGAUCGCGGGGAACUGAAAGCUUGUGAGGUUGAGACAGGGAUUGUGAAAACAUUCGAAGGACACUCGGGGAGGAUAAACUGCAUUGAUGUCUCUGCGGAUAACACGUUGUUGGCGAGUGGAUCUGCCGACUUUACAACGCGGAUAUGGAACCUGGAGACUGGGAAACUUGUAGCUGGUCCAUUCAAGAACGUUGAUUGGGUGGGCGCGGUUCGAUUCUCCUCAGAUUUGAAGAAGCUCGCAGUGACUUCAGCCGUGAGGACGUGCAUUGAGGUCUGGGAUGUCCAAUUGCAAAAGUUGGAUGUUAGGGUAGGCAAGUCCCCUGGAGUAGGAAUCACAUAUGCGCCAGUGUUUUGGACAAACAAUGACAAAAACAUCAUAACCGCAUUCAACUUCGCUACCUUUGGCUAUGCCAGGACAAUCUACGAGUUUGACGCGUUGACGCUGGAGACUGUUGGAACUCCCUUCGAAGGGCACACCAAACUUGUCACCAGCAUAGCACUUUCAUUUGACCAUGCUCGCCUCGCUAGCGCAUCCUUUGACAACACGAUCAAGCUUUGGGAUUGCGAGUCCCGCCAACUCCUCGCCUCCUUCGAUGUUCAGAAUCCUUUUAUCCUUGUCCUCUCACCCGACUCACACCAACUAGCUUAUGUGACAAACGCUCACACCAAAGAUGAUUACAAGAUCUACAUCUGUGAUAUUCCACCCGACGACGUCCUUGCUCAUGCCAGUACAAAUGCACGCGAAAAGUCACCCGGCAGUCAUCUACUAAAUUCUGAUGCGACUCGUCCUACUGUUGGGCACCGCAGACCACCGAUAUUUACAACAGCUAUGUCAGGGAGACCUCCACCUACAAUGAACUCAAAGCAACCCAUUUUCCUUCGCCUCCACAAACUCCUUCGCUUCUCUCCUCGCACACGCGCAACACGGCUAGAUCGAAAGGGUCGACCUAGUGAUCCCUUGGAUUUCCCUGCUACAUCGCCCUUACCUCCCAAUUCCCUUCACAGAGACAGCUCUCCGUCGACUCUCUUGCCCGGUGGCAGGGCUUUUUUCAAUCCCAUUCUGUCAUCAUCUAACAAGGGGAAGCAAAAGGCGCAUGAACCCGAACGAAAAACUGCGCAAGUUGUCGAUGUUCCUCUCGGACAAGCUACCUACGCUGAUGUUUUCCAGAAAAGAGAGAAGAAGGUGGAACCACUGCCAGUCUAUGAUGACCAACUCGAGGACGAAAAUGUUCUUGAUGCAGUUGCCCUGCCUCCUCCCGGCGUUCAGCACGGAGAAAUUGAUUGA